Molecule: messenger RNA, 1761 nt
Organism: Capronia epimyces CBS 606.96
Lineage: Eukaryota; Fungi; Ascomycota; Eurotiomycetes; Chaetothyriales; Herpotrichiellaceae
Exons: 2
Coding region: 1-1761 (586 amino acids)
Biological process (GO): carboxylic acid metabolic process
Molecular function (GO): pyridoxal phosphate binding; carboxy-lyase activity
Source: RefSeq, a predicted model, not a curated record
AUGGACAACAACAACACCACCAACACCACCACCACGGUUACUCCCAUUCCCAACAACAGCCUGACACAUACCAUCACAACCCUGCAAUCGAUCCUAUCAACCACCAAUCUCGACCAGGACAGACGAACUCUGCCCAUCAUCCCAGCAAGUGUACCGGGGCUGACGCAACUACAAGCGCACAUACUGGGGACACCGACGCAGACGCAAGCUGCAAGGCUGACGGGUUCAGGUACAGGCUCCAGCUCAGAGUCAGAGUCAGACUCAAGCUCAGGCUCAGACUCAGACUCAGACGCUCUAUCACGCCUGGCCACACACCUCGCCCACGACAUCCUGCCGUAUCUCAACCUAGCGUCCCUGUCGCCGAACUACUAUGGCUUCGUCACGGGCGGCGCCACCCCGGCGGCACUCCUGGGCGAUUUCCUCGCCUCCGUCUACGACCAGAACGUGCAGGUGCAUCUACCGCGCGACACGGCCGCCACCGCCCUCGAAGUGGCCGCGCUGAACCGACUCGUGCGGCUGUUCAGACUGCCUGAGGCCGAGUGGGCGAUUGGCGGCGCUGGGCCUGGCGGCGGCACCUUCACCACCGGCGCCACGGCGAGUAAUGUGCUAGGACUGGCGCUGGGGCGGGAAUACGUGCUGCGAAGGGCGCUGGAGAGGAAAACGAAAGCCGGGCUCAGUGCUGGUGCUGAAGCCGAAUCGUCCUCUCCAGACGAGAGCUUCAGCUGCGGAGACUACGGCAUCGCCGAACUCAUGGUCCAGGCCGGCGUGCGGAGGAUCCAGGUGCUGAGCACGCUGUCGCACUCGAGCAUGGCCAAAGCGGCCAGCGUGGUCGGCAUCGGGCGGAGGAAUGUGGUUUCCAUUCUGGCCGCACACAACGACAACGACAACGACACCAGCCUCAACCCACUACAAAUCGACAUCGACCGACUGGAGACAGAGGCUCGCAAAUCCAAACAGGACGGAGGCGUGCUCAGCAUCCUCACCCUAUCGGCCGGCGAGGUCAACACCGGCCGCUUCGCCACCGAUUCAUACGACGCCAUGGUGCGAGUGCGGCGGAUCUGCGAUGAAUAUGGCGUCUGGAUCCACGUCGACGGUGCCUUUGGGUUGUUCGGCCGGCUCUUCGACCCUGAAGAAGAAAAGAUUAACAAGGAGGAGCACGAAGAACCUAACAAGAAGGAGCACGAGGACGAAUACCCCGGGUAUCGUGAGAUCACGCGAGCCGUGCAAGGCCUGGAACUGGCCGAUUCCAUCACGGCCGACUGCCACAAACUGCUCAAUGUGCCUUACGACUGCGGCGUCUUCUUCACCAGACACAAGGCGCUCAGCGAGCUGGUCUUUGGCAACGGCAACGCGGCGUACCUGACGAGCGGCGCCAACAACAACGGCGGCAGUGGUGGUGAUGGUGGUGACCGCAUCCAGUCGCCUUUGAACAUCGGCCUCGAGAAUUCUCGCCGCUUCCGCGCCCUCCCAGUCUACUGCACGCUCGCCGCGUACGGCAGAGAAGGCCAUCUGGACAUGUUGAAACGGCAGAUCGCACUGGCCCGCCGCGUGACCAAGUGGCUCCUCCAAGACGCGAGGUUUGAGGCCAAGAAUGCCGACUUCGUCACCAACGUCAAUGCCACGCGCCACAUCUAUCUCACCGGCACGGUCUGGCGCGGCAAGCCGGCUGCACGCAUCGCCGUCAGUAAUUGGCAGGUGGAUGUGGAACGGGACGCAAAUAUCAUACAGGACGUGCUGCACCGGGCGGUGGGAGAAUCGUGA